Molecule: messenger RNA, 1590 nt
Organism: Triticum aestivum (bread wheat)
Lineage: Eukaryota; Viridiplantae; Streptophyta; Magnoliopsida; Poales; Poaceae
Product: GDSL esterase/lipase At5g55050
Exons: 4
Molecular function (GO): hydrolase activity, acting on ester bonds
Source: RefSeq, a predicted model, not a curated record
CACACACACACACACACACCAAGAGAUCGAGAAACCAAUCGAGAGUGCAGCCUGAAGCAAGUUAUAUACACUCCAGUUAGCUCAGAGACCGUCGUGAUAGUCAUGGGGUGCCAUAUUAGUCCGUCCAUAAAGGGACUUGUUGCUACGUUCUCCAUCCUCCAGGUGUGCUUGAUCAUCUGUGCCGCCGCCGCUGCCCCGAGCAAGAUGGUGAGGCUGGUGCCGGCGAUGUACGUGUUCGGGGACUCGACGCUGGACGUGGGCAACAACAACUACCUGCCGGGGCCGAACGUGCCCAGGGCCAACACGCCCCUCAACGGCGUCGACUUCCCCGGCGGCGCCCGGGCGACGGGGCGGUUCAGCAACGGCUACCACGUCGCCGACUUCAUCGCAAUGAAGCUGGGGCUGAAGGAGAGCCCGCCGGCGUAUCUGUCGCUCGCGCCACGCCCCACCGCCCUGCUCCUCAGCGCUCUCGCCACAGGUGUGAGCUAUGCUUCUGCCGGAGCCGGCAUCCUGGACUCCACCAACGCGGGGAACAACAUCCCACUGUCGAAGCAGGUGCGGUACAUGGAGUCAACCAAAGCCGCCAUGGAGGCCAGGGUGGGGAAAGCCGCGGCGCGCGUCCUGCUCUCGAGGUCCUUCUUCCACUUCAGCGUCGGCAGCAACGACAUCUCCGUGUUCGCGGCCGCGCAGCCAACGGGCGACGUCGCCGCGCUCUACGCCAGCCUCAUCUCCGGCUACUCCGCCGCCAUCACGGACCUGUACGGCUUGGGCGCGAGGAAGUUCGGGAUCAUCAACGUGGGGCUGCUGGGCUGCGUGCCGGCGGCGCGGGCUCUCAGCGCGACUGGCGCGUGCAACGACGGGCUCAACCAGUUGUCAGCCGGCUUCAACGACAAGCUCAGGUCCCUCAUGGCCGGCCUCGCCGCCCGGCUGCCGGGCCUCGACUACUCCCUCGCCGACAACUACAACCUCUCGCAAGUCACCUUCGCCAACCCAGCGGCAUCCGGGUACGUGAACAUAGACAGCGCGUGCUGUGGGAGCGGGAGGAUGGGAGCGGAGAGCGACUGCCUGCCUAACUCCACGACGUGCGCCGACCACGACCGCUUCGUCUUCUGGGACCGGGGGCAUCCCUCGCAGCGCGCCGGAGAGCUCAGCGCCGCCGCAUACUUGGACGGAGCGGCCGGGUUCACCGCGCCCAUCAGCUUCGAUCAGCUGGCCCGCAAGAUUUAGCUACCUAGGUCGGCAUGCACUCCACACGCGCAUGCUACUCGUGCACUCCACGCGUUCAUCCACUUAUUUUCUUUACAGAUAUAUAUACUACUCCCUCCGUCUCAAAGUAAGUGACUCAACUCUAUACAAAGUUAAGUCAGUUAUUUUGAAGCGAAGGGAGUAUAAAGCUACUACUAGUAGAUUGAGAAUUAGCCACGCAACAGAGUGAUUCAGAGUGUCUGAAGGCGAAAUAUGUGUAAGCACAGUAAGGAACCUGUCUGGUUCUGAUGUUGCGCAGGGAAGAAUAAACAACACUAUAGUAACAUGUUAAAAUGUUAAAUGAUAAGGUCAAUAAAGCGGAAUAGAAGUCUCUUGUCAACGUCA